Molecule: messenger RNA, 411 nt
Organism: Ascochyta rabiei
Lineage: Eukaryota; Fungi; Ascomycota; Dothideomycetes; Pleosporales; Didymellaceae
Product: inner nuclear membrane protein enriched at telomere/subtelomere region
Exons: 1
Coding region: 1-411 (136 amino acids)
Cellular component (GO): nuclear inner membrane
Molecular function (GO): chromatin binding
Source: RefSeq, a predicted model, not a curated record
AUGGAGGCUCGCGCCAAGCAACUCGCCAGCGACGUCUUUGACAGGCUCGCCAACCACGCUGCGCUCAGCUAUCAAGAGCCCGGUGCUUACCCCGAGCGUGGAGUGAGUAUGGCGCAGCUACGAGAUGACGUUCUUCGUAACGAGUUCUCGUCGUCGCGCCGACAGAAGCUGUGGGAGCGGGUACAGAAGAAGGUUGAAUUCAACUCGAAUGUACGUGCAGCAGUCAGGACUGCAAACAGUGGCGAUGUUGCGCGCAUGUGGGAGUGGAUUGGUCCAAUGCACCUGAUCGAGGAUGGCCGAAGCAGUGGCAAGCGCGAGAGCGGCCGCUUCAACAUCGAGAACACACCACCAACUGCAUCAAAGGAGAUGACGGAGAAGAGGACGUGGAACGAAGGACUUCCUGUCUACUAA